Molecule: messenger RNA, 336 nt
Organism: Lycium barbarum (goji berry)
Lineage: Eukaryota; Viridiplantae; Streptophyta; Magnoliopsida; Solanales; Solanaceae
Product: auxin-responsive protein SAUR32-like
Exons: 1
Coding region: 1-336 (111 amino acids)
Biological process (GO): response to auxin
Source: RefSeq, a predicted model, not a curated record
AUGGUGAAGUUCAAGAUCAUUAGCAAGUUAUUGAAGGCUCAAUUUCUUCAUCAAUUGAUCAUACCAAAUUCUAAAAAGAGACCAAAUAACGCUACUACUACAGAUCAGUACUUACCCGAAACGCCACGUGGACACUUUGCUGUAUUCUCAGUGAAUCCUGGAGAGGAACCACAAAGAUUUGUGGUGGAUUUGCAAUGGCUAACACAUCCAUCUUUCUUGAAAUUAUUAAAACAAGCUAAAGAUGAAUAUGGCUUUAAACAAAAAGGUGUUCUUGAAUUCCCUUGUCGGGCUGAGGAAUUGGAGAAGGUUCUUGCCACGUGUGCUGUUGCAGUUUAA